Molecule: messenger RNA, 1161 nt
Organism: Aspergillus glaucus CBS 516.65
Lineage: Eukaryota; Fungi; Ascomycota; Eurotiomycetes; Eurotiales; Aspergillaceae
Gene: slt11
Product: Pre-mRNA-splicing factor ECM2
Exons: 2
Coding region: 1-1161 (386 amino acids)
Cellular component (GO): Prp19 complex; U2-type catalytic step 1 spliceosome; U2-type catalytic step 2 spliceosome
Molecular function (GO): U6 snRNA binding; pre-mRNA binding
Source: RefSeq, a predicted model, not a curated record
AUGCCUCCCCAACAGAUUAAACAAGAUCUUAACCGGUCCGGUUGGGAAAGCACCGACUUCCCUUCGGUUUGCGAGAAUUGCCUCCCGGACAACCCAUAUGUACAGAUGCUGAAGGAGGACCACGGCGCAGAAUGCAAAAUUUGUACGCGUCCGUUUACCAUUUUCCGGUGGAAAGCCGAUCGCACCGCACGCACGAAGCGCACCAGCAUUUGCCUGACAUGCGCCCGCCUAAAGAACUGUUGCCAGUGCUGCAUGCUCGAUUUGUCAUUCGGCCUGCCCAUCGUCGUCCGUGAUGCUGCCUUGAAAAUGGUUGCUCCGGGGCCCCAGAGUGACGUCAACCGCGAAUACUAUGCCCAAGAACAUGAGAGGGAAAUCGAGGAAGGACGCGGUGCUGUGGAGGAAUACGAGAAGACGGAUGAGAAAGCACGGGAGCUGCUCCGCAGGCUUGCGAACAGUGAGCCUUAUUACAGGAAGCCCCGGCGGCUGGAAGCUCCUCCGGGUAAUGAAGAGGAAGCCGAGGCACCGUCGUCGGAGGCGCCUCAAGUACGCAGCCGUUACGGGAACGGCCCCGGACCUAUUCGGACAAGCGAGAGCAGAAGGGGAACGCCCUUGCCUGGCCGUGGAGGAGUUCGUGGAGGUCGUGGUGGCCGCGGUGGCCGGUCGUUCCCUAGUACCGCACAACUUCCACCAUCGGCGGAGGACAUUCUCCCUCCUGCGGAUCCCAACGUCACCUCGCUCUUUGUUUCCGGUGUCGAGGACGAUCUUCCAGAACAUACAUUGCGCACAUUUUUCACGCAGUUUGGCCAACUCCGGUCUCUCGUCUGCUCCCACCGCUCUCAUUGCGCAUUUGUCAACUAUCUUACUCGCGCUAGCGCCGAAGGCGCCGCGGCACAUUGCCAGGGCAAGGCUGUCGUAAAUGGUUGCCCUCUGCGCAUCAAGUGGGGAAAGCCUAAGCCUUUGGAUAACAUGAGCAACGAAGAGCGUAUUAAGAAUGCCCGUGAAGGAAGACAGACUGCCGGUGCCAUCCGAGGCGGGCAGCCGGAGAAGAAGGCUAUCACUUCUGGUGAAGAUGCCGCACAGCAAGAGACCCCUCGCAAUUUCGCCGUGGCCCCGCCCCCUGGAAGCAGCGAGGUUCAAUAUUCGAGUUUGCAUGGCGACUAA